This is a messenger RNA of Dictyostelium discoideum AX4, 1713 nucleotides long. RefSeq lists its product as hypothetical. The transcript is spliced from 2 exons. Lineage: Eukaryota; Evosea; Eumycetozoa; Dictyosteliales; Dictyosteliaceae. The record is from RefSeq and is a predicted model, not a curated record. Gene Ontology annotation, cellular component: membrane. Bases 1 to 1713 code for a protein of 570 amino acids.
AUGAGUGAUUUAAAUACAAAUGAAAAUGUUGAAUUAAUUUCAUUUCCCAAUCCAACAAAAACUUCUGGUGGAACAACAAUAAUUUCAACAAACGAUACAGCAAAUACUUCAUCUUCUUCAAUAUCAUCAACUGAAGAAAUUUUAGAGAAUUUUCCAAACCCACAAAAAGAUGAAGAUUUUAAAAAAAAAUUUGGUUUAAAAUCAAUUGGAACAAUUGGUGGAAUAUGUUUAUUAAUUGGUAAUUGUACAGGACCAGGAAUGGUUAAUAUUAGUUAUCAAUUUCAACAAGGUGGAUGGUUUUUAUCAUUAUUAGGAUAUAUUUUAAUGUUAGGUUUAAGUGGAAUAUCGGCAUUAUUUAUAAUAGAAUCAAUGUCAAUGAUUCCAGGAAAUAAUAAAUUUGCAUUACGUAUAGAGUUUACAAUGAUAUGUAGAUUUUAUUUUGGUAAAUCAAUGUAUUUAGUAUCACAAUUAUUUAUAAAUAUAAGUUUAAUCAUUACAAAUAUUGCAAGUAUUAUCAUAUGUUCACAAGUUUUCGAUAGUUUAAUGGUAUUUAUUUUCAAAAAAACAUGUGGGAUCUCUUUUUCCAAUGGGUGGAUAUGUGUAAUUGAGAAUAGUGGUGAUGGUGGAUCACCAUUUCAAGAUGAUUAUAUGUUUAUAACAAUUGGUUAUUUAGCUAUACUAGUUCUGGUUGUACCAUUGGCAUUCUUUAAUUUAAAUGAUAAUAUAAUCAUACAAAUUGCAUGUGUUAUCAUUAUGUUGGUAAUUGUAAUUAGUUGGGUUGUUAUUUUCAUUUUGAUUGGAUUAUCAACUGAUAAUUUACCAACUAUUGGUAACCAUAUGAGUGGUAUAUCACAAAUCAUUGGUAAUUGUAUGUUUAAUUAUGCAUUCAUUACAACUAUACCAUCAUGGGUAAAUGAGUCUAAACCAAAUGUUAAUUUAAAAAGAUCAGUUUGGAUUUCAACAAGUUUUUCAACGGUAUUAUUCAUUAUUGUUGGUGUAUUUGGUGCAUUAACUUUCUCUUCAAUGUCUCCAAAUUCCACCAUUCUUAGUUUAAUUAAUUUAUCUAAAAAAGCAAAUAUAUUUUCAAAAUUAUCAGUUUAUUUAUUCCCUUUUAUUGUAUUGGCAAGUACAAUACCAGUUUUUUCAAUCAUUGUACGAUAUAAUUUAACUCAAAAUAAAUUCUUUCCAACUUGGAUUGCAAAUUUAAUUUCAAUAGUUUUACCUUGGUUAAUUGUAAUUCCAUUUCAAACUGGUGAUUGGUUAAAUAUAAUUUCAAAUUAUUCUUCUUUAUUCUUUGGUUCAAUUGCAAAUUUCAUUAUACCAUUUAUUCUUUAUAUAAAAUCUUUAAACUUUAAAAAUAAAUUAAAUAAUUAUAAUAAACAACAAAAAUUUGAAAAUAAAAUAAAUAAUAAACAAAAACAAGGAAAAGAAGGACUAGAAUCAAAUCAAAUAGAAUUAAAUAAUAUUGAAGAAGGUUUUACAAAUGGUGAAAAUUAUGAAAGUUUUUUUACACCAGAACAAGAAAAGAUAUUAAAAGAACUUUCACUUGAAACAAGAGAUACUGAAGAAAAUACUAAUAUUACAACUAAUCACUUUAAAAGUUUAUCAUUAAUUCCAAGAAGAUACUCAAAAAUUAUUGCACAAAUUUGUUUAAUCACUUUAUCAAUUUUAAUAGUUUUAGUUAUUUUUUCAAAUUUUUAUUUUGGUAAUUAG